This is a messenger RNA of Sphenostylis stenocarpa, 291 nucleotides long. The record is from the annotation of a GenBank genome assembly. NCBI's taxonomy places the organism in Eukaryota, Viridiplantae, Streptophyta, Magnoliopsida, Fabales, Fabaceae.
AUGGCUCGAGUGGAAGGUAAUGUUGAUGGAACAACAAAUAUGUCUUCAAAUUAUCGCAGCAGGCUUUGGAUUUCCGAUGGCGAUUCAAAGCGCGACUGCUCAUGGCUAUGGAGGCCAAUUUUACGCGUUGUUGUGGUGGUGUGUUAUACAGGGAAAAUAGUUCUGAAGUUUAAAGAUCCAAUAUUCCUCAUCGCUAUCACCGAAAAGAGGAAUGUCCAUGCGUCCACUGGACUCGCUGGAAUGGAUGAAUGUGACUGUGAAGUGGGCGAGGAUUCCGUAUUGCUAACCUGA